Molecule: messenger RNA, 1056 nt
Organism: Penicillium maclennaniae
Lineage: Eukaryota; Fungi; Ascomycota; Eurotiomycetes; Eurotiales; Aspergillaceae
Exons: 2
Coding region: 1-1056 (351 amino acids)
Source: RefSeq, a predicted model, not a curated record
AUGCCACUGCCAACAGGUCCUCCUACGCGUGACCGAAUGCCAGACGUCCCUUUCUUAGACCAGGCCCGAAAAGCAUCAGUUGUCUCCGGGUCAGCCGGAAUAGAAACCCGACGUGAUAGCGAACGCUCCGAACCCGCCACUCUUCGCCCUGAAGCUCCCAAAGAUCUGGACACCAUCUCUCAACACUCACCACCUCCAUCCGCUCCUCAGGUUCCUGCUUUUGGCUCUGUUUCUGCUCCCAUAUUGCCUCUACCGACAGACAAAGGCCCAUCUGAAGGGCGGCCGAUCAAUGAAUCUUUCCCGCAGAUUGAGAAAGAUCGAUCAGAUGGACCACGUCGUCCAUCAUUGCAACCUCCGACGGGCCCGAGAGCCGAACGAGUCGAGCGGUCUCCAGAUCCUAUUCUCUAUUCCUCGGAUGGCGGCCACCAGAAAGAUGAACGAUCUCGUGCUGCCCAAUUAUCUACUCAUGUCUCGGACCGAUCUCCACCAACAGCUCCAGCAGCUAUGGUCAAGCGUGAUUCUAUUUCCAGCCAUGGCGAAGUGCAGAGAAUGACGAAGCCGACCUCAAUGAACAUGUCUCCCAACUUUGCACGACUUCCCCCGCCGGGCCCGCGAGCUUCAUCCCGGGAAACUUCCAUCUCCCCGAGAAUGCAGUCAUCAACAAUUCCCACGGCCGUGCACCAUCUGUGUCGAGUUUGCCCCCCCAAAAGGGAUGCCGACGAAUAUAAUGGCCUUCUUCCGGUCGACGACAAACCGCGUCAAAUCCACCGACCAAGCUCGCCACUUCGAGGGCAUGAAAAGGAGACUGACACGAUGGCUACCGAUGACGCUGAAAACCCCACCUCACCAAGUUCGCCUUCCAUGAAGCUUCCCAUUCGUACCAGCCCCGCGCCUGUGCCGGUUUCCACCGUGGAGGCUCCAAAGAAGGGAAAAUCAGAGCAGGGUGAGAACGAAGACUCUGCUCCAAUCCCCGGCUUUGGGCAAUCUGACGAGGAGGAGGAAGAGAACGUGGUUUUCAAUCAAGAAUACCUAGAGGAGCGAAAAGCAGAUUUUUGA